Danio aesculapii is the source of this 3280-nucleotide messenger RNA. RefSeq names its product un-named sa911. The transcript has 11 exons. The record is from RefSeq and is a predicted model, not a curated record. Gene Ontology annotation, molecular function: GTP binding; GTPase activity. NCBI's taxonomy places the organism in Eukaryota, Metazoa, Chordata, Actinopteri, Cypriniformes, Danionidae. Bases 239 to 2128 code for a protein of 629 amino acids.
GUGAGAUAAGGAUCUGUGUGUGCGUGUGCGUGUGUGUGUGCGUGUGUGUGUUUGUACUGGUUUUGGGGGUUCAAAGGGACAGAAAUGUGUAUAAUGACAUGAGUACGACCUAGUUUUUACAACCCUGAGGUGGUUUAUGAGGACAGGUCUUGUGUUCUUGUAAUACCAAGUGCUUAUAAAUCCUGAUUACCGGGCUCAUUCCCUCAUCUUGGCAUUCAGGAUCUGCCACAGAGUCAGCAUGGACAGCCCCGUGUGCCUGAUAGACACCGCCAGCGAUGGGAAGCUGUGUGUGCAGCCGGCGGCACUGCAGCUCCUCCAGCAGAUCCAGCAGCCGGUGGUGGUGGUGGCUGUGGUGGGGCUCUACCGCACCGGGAAGUCCUACCUGAUGAACCGGCUGGCGGGAAAACACAGCGGGUUUGCGCUGGGCAGCACCAUUGAGUCCAAGACCAAGGGCAUCUGGAUGUGGUGUGUUCCCCAUCCCACUAAAGCAGAGACCACCCUGCUGCUGCUGGACACCGAGGGGCUCGGAGAUGUGGACAAGGGCGACUCGAAGCACGACACCAACAUCUUCAGUCUGGCCGUUCUGCUGAGCAGCACUCUGGUGUUCAACAGCAGAGGAACCAUCGACAACAAGGCCAUCGAGGAGCUCCAAUAUGUCACUGAACUAACAGAGUGCAUCAAGGUCAAAUCCCCAAACGAAGAUGUGGAUAAUUCAACAGAGUUUGUCAAGUUCUUCCCGAGCUUCAUCUGGGCGGUGCGGGACUUCAGCCUGGAGCUGAAGAUCGACGGUGAAGACGCAACAGAGGAUCAAUACCUGGAGUUCGCUCUCAAGCUGAAACACGGCACUUCAAAAAAAGUGAUGGAGUUCAACCUUCCCCGGGAGUGCAUCAAGAACUUCUUCCCCUCCAGAACCUGCUUUACUUUCCCCUUUCCAACCACGCCGGAGAAGAUGUCCAUGCUGGAGCGUCUGGGUCCUGCUGACCUUUGCCCUGAGUUUCAGGAGGUCAGCAAACGCUUUUGCACGUGUGUCUAUGAGAAGAGUGAAGUGAAGCGGCUGAAAGACGGACACACGGUCACCGGCAGAGUUCUGGGUCAUCUAGUGGAGCUGUACGUGAACACCAUCUCCAGCGGGGCGGUGCCGUGUCUGGAGAACGCAGUGGUGGCGCUGGCCCAGAUAGAGAACCAGGCGGCGCUGCAGGAGGCUCUGCAGGUGUACCAGGGGGGAAUGGAGGAGAAGAAGAGAGCCUUCCCUCUGGAGCUGGAGCAGGUCUCCGCAGAGCACCAGAGACUCAGUCAGAUGGCCACACAAACCUUCAUGGCCCGAUCAUUCAGAGACAGCGAUGGGAAACACCUGAAGGCCCUGGAGGAGGAAAUCAAUAAGCUGUUCGAUGCGUAUCUGCGUGAGAAUGAUCAGGCUUCAGUCAAGAAAUGUGAGAAUCUCCUGCUGUCUCUCUCGGCCACGAUGACGGAGAAACACAAGCAAGGCUUCUACGCCAAACCUGGAGGCUACGACGUGUUCUGCAGAGACCUGGAGGACAUCGUGAAGAAGUACAACAGCCUGGUGAAGAAAGAAGUCAAGGCUGAAGUGGUCUUACAGGAGUUUCUGAAGCUGAAAUCUGUGGACUCUAAAGCCAUUCUGCAGGCGGACAGAAAACUGAGCGAGAAGGAGAAGAAGAUUAAGGAGGAGACGGAGAGAGCGGUUCUGCUGGAGCAGGAGGUUAAAGCUAAAGAGGAGACGCAGAGACAGCUGAAGGAGAGGAUGGAGGUGGAGCAGAGGAGUAAUGCCGAGCGGAUGCAGCAGAUGAAGCUGAAGAUGGAGCAGGAGCUGGAGCAGCAGCGGGCGGAGGCGCAGCGGGCGCUGGACAGCAAGCUGAAGGAGCAGGCGGCGCUGAUGGAGAAGGGCUUCCAGGAUAAAGCGGAUCUGAUGAAGCAGGAGAUGGAGGAGUUCAGGAAGCAGGCGUCUGAUGCGGAGAACAGCAGAAGCCGAGAGCUGAAGGAGCUGAUGGAGAACACCAACCGCAGACAUGAGGAGCAGAUGAAGAUGAUGAUGGAGCAGCACCGACAGCAGAUGCAGGAGAUCCAGAGGAGCAGCGGCGGAGGGUCUGGACUGCUCUGCUCCAUCAUGUAGACGCACGGGACACUGCACACGGAGAUUCUUCAACUACAACGGAGACGUUUGAGGAGAGUCCAGCAGCAUCUCUGCCUGAACCUGUUGUUGAUAUCCUCUCUCCUUCUGCUUUAACAUCGGUUCACAUUCAUCAAGCAUGACCAGAGCUUGGUUCAACCCUCCAUACAGUAUAUCAUAUACUCGACAGCUUCAUCACGUGUUCUCCUUCUCAUUCAGCUCCUGCGAGACCUUGUCUGUUACUCAGGCCCUCUCUCCUCUAUAACUCCACAUGAUCUCUAAGUAGUUUAUGCACGUACAGUCUGCUUAGACAGGUUAACCUCAUAUUUUAAUGAGUAAAACAUCAGCCUCAUCCUUUGAGUCUAGUGUUGGGUUGUUCUUGAAUGAAUCUAUAAUGUGACUCUGGAUGGAUGAGUUGACUCAGGGAGUGAUUCGUUCAUUAGCUCAUACACACAUUGCACAGGUGGAGGAGGACAUCAGCUCAUUAUUCCAGUCUUCUGUGGGGUUCAUCUCUCGAGUGCUCCGAUUCCAGCCGUCUGCCAACUAAAUGAAAUAAACGACACCGUACACUAAUAAAGAGCUCAGAGAGAAGGAAAGAACGCUCGUAUGUUUACUUAAUUCAACAACUGAACCAGAAGACUGAUGAAGAUGUGGGAUAUUUUCACUGUGAGAUGCUUUUUCCAUAACUCGUGUGUGUGUGUGUGUGUGUGUGUGCGUGUGUGUGUAAAUGUGUGUGUGUGUGUGUGUGUGUGUGUGUGUGUGUAAAUGUGUGUGUGUGUGUGUGUAAAUGUGUGUGUGUGUAAAUGUGUGUGUGUGUGUGUGUGUGUGUGUGUAAAUGUGUGUGUGUGUGUGCGUGUGUGUGUGUGCGUGUGUGUGUAAAUGUGUGCGUGUGUGUGUGUAUGCGUGUGUGUGUGUGUAAAUGUGUAUGGUGUGUGUGUGUAAAUGUGUGUGUGUGUGUGUGUGUGUGUGUGUGUAAAUGUGUGUGCGUGUGUGUGUAAAUGUGUGUGUGUGUGUGUGUGUAUAUAUCUAAAUGUAUUAUCGCUCUUCUACAGAUAUUCGGUGGGGAAACUCUUAUUUUAAUCAAUAUAACUGUUUAAUAACAUGUUUAGUUGUCUAUAUUUCCUGAGUAAUGAAUAAAACUGCAGAUUUUCAGAA